Pantherophis guttatus is the source of this 4480-nucleotide messenger RNA. RefSeq names its product ankyrin repeat domain 33B (gene ANKRD33B). Gene Ontology annotation, molecular function: protein binding. Lineage: Eukaryota; Metazoa; Chordata; Lepidosauria; Squamata; Colubridae. The record is from RefSeq and is a predicted model, not a curated record.
GAAUGGGUCGAUGAGGAGGAGGACGAGGAGUAUGAAGACUUCUCGGACCUCCCGGACACGCGGAGCAUCGCUUCAGACGACUCCUUCUACCCGCCCCAAGAGGCCGACGACGAGGACGAAUCGGAACUUUCCGACAGCAAGCAGCAGCUCAGUCUCUUCCGCGCUUGCUGUACCAACAACGCCGCCGUCGUGCGGGCGCUCAUCCGGGAGGGGCUCCAGGAGGAGGACGUGAAGGAGACGGACCGCAACAAGCGGACUGGCCUUAUUGUUGCCUGUUACCAAGGAUACGUGGAUAUUGUAAUAGCCUUAGCACAGUGUCCUCAUAUUGAUGUAAACUGGCAGGACAACGAAGGGAAUACAGCUCUAAUUACAGCUGCUCAGGCAGGACAUAUUAACAUUACACAAUAUUUACUCAACUAUUAUUCCGAUCUUGAUAUUGAGAAAAGGAAUGCAUUUGGAUUUACUGCACUCAUGAAAUCUGCAAUGCAAGGCCGAAGUGAAUGUGCCAGAGCCUUAAUAUUAGCAGGAGCAAAUAUUAAUGCAACAGAUCCAAGUCGUGGAUUCACUCCUCUGGAAUGGGCAUGUUUCACAGGACGAAUAGAAUCUGCAUAUCUUAUACAGAGACUUAUGGAUAAGCCAUGUGCUGAGCAAUUUUGUGAUCAAUAUUUGCUUGAAUGGCCAAAGUUGAAAGAACUUCUUGCUAAGGCUACAGGUUCAAAAACUUGCUUGCAGAAGAUCUCAGAAACUUUGAGAUCCAUUGUAGACUUCAGAACUUUCCACGGUCCUGAAGAAGAUGGAGUCCUUGAUCACAUGGUUAGAACAACAACAAGUUUAAGAAGCUCCUUCAUUGCCAUAGCUUGCAGGACUGUGUGCCCUGAAAGUCCUCCUGCUGUAGGAAAACGCAGGCCAGCUGUACAAGAAAUUCUUAGGAAACAAAGAGCUAAAGAACUUCAAACUUUGGAGAACAGGGAACGUUUUAACAGCUAUAAGAAGCUGUUUCAGAAUUCCAGAAUUACACUAGUGUCCAAAACGAAGGAACGGAGGGCCAGCCUGCAGCCUUUCCAUUUAAAUAUGCCCCAAGUCAACGUUAUGGUCCGAAGGAAAGCCAGCCUGUUGCCACUGCAUUUGUUAAGAAGAAGCAGUGUUCGCCCUGGGCUUGUCAUCCCCAGAGUCCGCAUAAGUAAGGCACCUCGGCCUACUUUCCAGCCGGAGAAAGUGCAACGGAAAAGUAAUGCUAAUGAUGGGACCUACUUGGAGAUUCCCAAAUGGAGAUAUAAGGAGCUGAAGGAAAAAAGGAAGAAGGCUGAAGAAGAAAAGAAAAAAGCUGAAGCUUUACAGAAGCCCACUUCACCAUCUCUUCAGAAAAAAAGGACUUAAAGCCAAAUUGCUGGUGGUACCAGUAAAUGGAUUGACACAGUAUAUUAUAUAAAUUUAAGAAAAGGAAGAUCAAACAGAAGAUCACACUUGUUUUAAGAGAUUUAAGAAAUGCAAGGCAACUGUAUGAACAAGGUUAACGUAUGGAAAAUAUUAUUUUUCUACAAUUUUAACAAUUAUCCUCCCCAAAGUAAAGGGCAAUAGGAUUAAACUCCAAAUAGAGAGGCCAUGUCCUCAAAUAUACAGUUUACAGCAGCACUGAAAUACCAUGUCCUAAAUAUCAGUCUUCUCCCUGGGGUGCAGGACAGAAUCCUCAUCCUGCCCCAGCCCAUGGGUGAAGAAGCAAUCUUAAAUUGUCACAAAGUGUAUUGAUACAAAAGUAGUCUUUUUCUCUUUAAGUCAAUACUAUCUCGCCUUGUUUCAAGGUACAUACAAUUUGUGCUACUUUCUUAUUCAGAAUUUGAGAGGUGAAGGCAGAUAACCCCUGAUCAGGGGGCUGUUUCAGAGCAUUGAGACUCCUCUGGUCACUUGCCAGCCUCUGAUGCAGCAAUUGCUCUCUCAGGAUUUGCACACCCUAUUAGCAGUUCUUAGCAGAAUUCUUUUCAUAUUCUUGCUUUUCCCCUCCCUGUUUUUUGAAAUCAACUUUGUUCCAAGCUUCCAACAAGGUAGAGAGAACAGAUCUGUACUAUUUUAUCUGGGGAAAGUAAGGGGCUUUGCUCAAUUUCAUAUUAUUGUAUUCUGAAGUAGCAUCAAAGGGAAUCUGAUUUUUAGAUGUAGGAGCUCUGCAGAGUUUACAAAAUGAGAGAUGCUAAAUUAGCUUUUGUCCUAUUAGCCACGGAUAUCAUAUUGUUAUCCCCACUCCCCACUUUCACAUCACAAAUAAGAAAAGUGGUUGCCCAGCAGCUGCUCACUUUCCAUUCUCUUUCACACAACCUGGCUGGUUGUACACUCAUGGUAAGGUUUAUCUACCUCCUUCCUCUUGGGGGGUUACUUCUGUCCUGGUGUCUUCUCUUAUUUCACAGUUUUACCUUGGAACAUGGCCAAAUGGGAAGUGAGUCUCUAGACCUCAAGCAGAAUCGCUCAAACAGAUCCACCCUGUUCAUGCUGCUGUGCUCUGAUUGGUGGAUAUAAUCCUACAUCAGGGCUGUCAAACACGCGGCCCGCAGCCCAGAUGCAUCACAUGCUGGCCACGCCCUGUUUAGCAAAGGGGGAAAAAAGUGAUAUGUCAUGUGACACGCAAGUUUGACAUCCCUGUCCUACAUGAUGGGUGUAGUGCUGAAGGGGGAGCAAAUCUUGCCCAUAAUGAAUGGUGCAGUUUCAGAUCAGGACAACACUAUUUGGUAGCAGUGGGAGAUUCAGUAGAAAGAUUGGCAAUACAACCAGCAUGUUUUAUGCCUAGAAGGAUGGUUAAUUCAGUAGUAGGGAAAGGCACAGAGAGUUUAAGAAAUAUCCUUGAUGAAUAACCACAAAGCAAUAAUUAAGAAAAAGUAGACUUUCAAGGGAGUAUCUAGAGAAUUAGAAAAGAAGGAAUAGAUGACAUAAAUUUCUUAUUCAGGAUAUGUGAGAGAUUUAAAUAUGCUUUAAGGGUUUUUUCCCCCUACAUACAGAGGCUCAGCUUGUUGCUGGCCUAUAGAACAUAUGCCAGUCUGAAACAUUUUUAAAGUAUAUAAAAUCUUGGGAAUUUGGCAAAACAAAACCCCCAUAUAGAAUUAAUUUUGAGAACUAGAAAGAAGCAAAUGACACCUGAUGUGUUGCCUCUUGGUGAAAAGUAUUUUAUUGGUUUGUUGCUAAUCUGAAAAACAAAUCAUUUUUAAAGUUAAUGAAAAUUCACCUUAUUUUACAGUAACUUGCUCCAUUUCUACAAAAACCUCCUCAAUUACUUUUCAGUAUGAUAUUCAGUUUAAAAUUUGAUCAACUUCUAUUAUAAAACAGCCCAAAAAUAAUUGUGACAAUUGCAUUUAUUACUAAAGAGAUGGAAUAAAAAUAUAUAUUUUUCCAGACUUUUUAAACACAUAUUUAACACAUAACCACCUCUUCUGGAUGCAUUGCUAAGCAUUUAAAAUCUUAGAUUAUUCUUCAAAUUGACUGUGGGUGACUUCAUGAGCUUUUCUGGCAAACAGAUAGGAACGGUUUGUUUUGCCUGCAGGAUAUUACUUUCCCAAAGGUUUCUUGGUAGUUUCCCAUCAUAGUAUUAACCAGCCUGCUUAGCUCUUUUAAAUCACACAGUCAGCCAGGUCCUGUCACCUAGCUAGGUGCAACAGUCAUGGAAGCUAUAAUGGUAAUUCCACUGCACUUACACUUGCUGGCAUGUUAUUCCUCAAAAGUAAAGAAUCAGCUUUUAAGAACUAGAAUGAUAAAUACCUCAUUUCUCAAACCCUACAACCUGUACCAAUCCCUUGGUAAAAGGUAAAAAAAUCACUUUUCAGGUAAAUACCUCAUAGGGUUAACAACAACAACAAUUAAGGGCAAUAUCUGUCAGAAGGGAGUUUUCACUCUGCAUUGAACUGAAAAUACUUUACAAUGCAAUCCAAUCCAAUCCAAUCCGUCCCAGCUCAGAAAUAAAAUCCACUGAGUUCAGAGGGGAUUAUUUCCUGACAGGAUUACAGCCAUAGUUAAUACAUGCUUGUUCCAUGUAUGCAAGGCUUUCACAAAGUGCCUGCUUGCAUUCCUUCGUCAAUUCUGUGCCAGCUAAAACUAUGACUCAUAUAACAAGCAAGCAACAUAUAUUAAUUUUUAAGGGCAUGCUAUAAGGAGAUGGAUGAAAUUUUGAAACAGGUAUUAUUUUGUAAUUGGUAGAUGAGAUUUUAGAUGCCAGUAGCAAAAUGGUUCUCAGGUAAACUGACAUAAAAGGUGUAUUUUCUUCAGAGCCAAUAUAACACACUUCUAUAUAAAAUCACAAAGUCAUCUUCCUCCAAAUCAAUCUACUGCAAUAAGCAGGUACAUGAAUUUGCAAUUUAAUUAUUGCAAACUAAAUUACAAAUGUGCUUGAAAUGUACCACUGUAUUCACUCAGGGAUGAAGCUCAGUAGUAAUGUUGAAGGGUAUAACCCAUUUGUGUCAGCAUAUUAUAUGUUGAUAAAACAAUAAAUUAUGCUUUCAUUAUGGAG